This is a messenger RNA of Daldinia caldariorum, 3694 nucleotides long. RefSeq lists its product as uncharacterized. Bases 579 to 3119 code for a protein of 846 amino acids. The transcript has 3 exons. NCBI's taxonomy places the organism in Eukaryota, Fungi, Ascomycota, Sordariomycetes, Xylariales, Hypoxylaceae. The record is from RefSeq and is a predicted model, not a curated record.
GUAGUUCAGGUACUUAUUACUAAGUAAUUUACCUUAGGUGCUUAAGCUCCUACUUAACUGGCCUAAGAUUAGUACAGGUAUAAUUAAAAACUUACAAAACCUAACAGCCCUACACCCACUCCUAAGAAAUACAACUACUAAAGUUGUGAAGUGUAAGGUGUGAGGUGUGAGGUCGUCAUCUUCUUUCGGCUUUAAAGUUAUCGAUCUGGGUUACCUUAGGUACCUACCCUUGCAUCACCCUGUUUAAUGCGUCUCGACUCAUCCUUUUACAAUUAUUAUUCUCUUUUACAUACGCUCCCUCGCUCUUCAAGCUUUUCUUCCUUCUUUUCUUUUCUUCUCUCUUCUUUUUGGGUGCUUUCCCCGUCUUUGUUUUCCCGUAUUUCUUCACUUCUCUAAUUCAUAUUAUGUGGUGGCGGCAAUAGCAGUUAUUUCUCUGCUUGAUCCUAAUGGAGGCCCGAGUCCUUAAAAGAUAAUUACGGAGAUAAGAGAAGUAAGGGUCGAAUAUUUUACGGGUAUUGUUAAACUGGCUUUCACUUCUCUUUCAUACGAAUAUCUCUCAACACGACUCGACAUUCAAGAUGGGCUGGUUGAGUUUUCUAUCCAGAAAAUCUACCAAUAACCUGAACAAUGAUAAUGAUCUUAAGGCGCAAGCUUACCACGAGACUGUAGCCGCAAUCCCUCCAAUCCGCGGCACCUAUCCGGUCAUUGGCAAUGGACCCAGCAUUUUGGAGAGGUUCCAGAAAUCUCAUCCACAUCUUGCGAGUGACGGUUAUUUCAAUGACAGUUUCAACGACAAUUCCGCACCGCCUCCCAUAGUUCCUCGGGUUCUCGACCGUCCCAAUACCGCUCCUACCCAAUCACCUGGAGGUUCGUCCCGGCCAAGAUCCCGAGGAACUUCAUUAAAGCCAUUAAGAGAACCGCCUAAAAAGCGACACCGUCCCUACAAGCUUCCGCCAAAAGUAUCAACCGAGCGAAACGAAGAAAGCACAGCCACCAGGUCCAUCCAUAGCGUGCCAUCACCAAGUUUUCCUCGUGACCGUAAUUCUUCAGUUUUUAGUGCCGACUCGGAAUCAACACGAAGGUUUGUUGACCUACUGGAAGCUCAAUCAUUUAUUAAGCCGUUAGACUUUUUUGGUCGCGUGAAGGCUACCGGUACUAAGGAUUACGAUGAGGAUGUCGCGGAUCGCAACACCAGCGAGAAUGGAUCCAACCUCAACUCACCGCAAGCUGGAGAAUUCUUCAGAAAGAAUUCAGCCCCAAGCAUUCGAGGUGGUGAGGGCGAGCGUGAAAGGCCCCGUUCGUCAAGGAAAAGGAAGUCCACGGGAUACGGCUCGAAGACCAAGUCAAAUACUGCUAGCGUUCGGGCCGCAUCACCUGCCACGCUAUCAUUGCGCGCAUACGAAGAUGACCCAGCGAGUGAAACAGCACUGACCGAAAAGCCUCCUCGUCGGAGUUCCUUACAUUCAUACGCUACUUCGGCUUCGAUAGAGCGACCAGGUAGCGCUUCCACGGGAAGGAGAGUCAAGGGGCAAGGAUCGGACUACUUUCCCGAGUCCCUUCGAGAGCUAGCUCGUGCGGCUAUCUGGGAAGAUUUCGAGUAUGAUCAGUCUGUGGAUUUAGACCUGAGGGGUAACCGGGCGCACUCAACCUUAUCUCGAAAGAUAUCUAUGCAAAGACAAGAAUCUGAUAGCGAUCUUUCCUACAACGCAAACCCCAGUUUUAACCCGCCCCGAUCUGUCAAAACCGAUCAACCUCGAUCUCUCUCAGACUCUCCUCAGCGCAGAACCAUAUCACACACAUCGUCGACUAUCAAUAAGCCACCGUCAAAGACGGCGAGCCUAAGGACUCUCCAUUUGCCCUACCGUGGCGAACUAGUUACCGAGAGUUACUCGCCAAGCUCACCGAGUGUUGAGGAUCCGUACAGAAAAAACAGUCACAAUUCACCGAAGCGCUGCCGCGGGCCCAUAGCUGACUUUAAUAACUCACCGUCCGAGUUGACAUUUCCAGCGGUAAUCAACCCAAAAACAAUCAUCGGUCAAGCUAGUGACCAAGACGGAUUAAACCGUCGCUUUGGAAACGGAAGUAUUGUCUCCAGAUCUCUAAAAAGUCUUAAACAAUCCGAGAUUGAAGAUAUAAUUCCUGAACGAGGCAGCAGUAUUCGUCGUUCGUCAUUGAAUUCCGAGACGGCAGGUUCAACAUUGAGCUCGAAUCCAUUCAGACCUCAGUCCGGUCAUACUACUAACACUUCAGUUGAUCUUGCCCCUCGCGUGUCGCUACCCGAGGCCGCUGGGCCAGAUGAGUCGGCUUGUUCACCUGGAGAAAACUGCGUAGCACUGGAUAAUGAUACAGAAGUUGAUGCCCCGGAGCCUUCGUAUUGCGAUAUUGGCCCUGAAAUGUUGGUAGGAUCUCUUCUCAACUUCAGUCGACAAGAACCAUCGACGAAUUUCGUUGUCGACGAGGAUGCCUCUUCGGUUGACUCUUUUGACGCUCCUAAGCGUUCUGCAGGGGAAUUUGAGAAAGAUCUUCUCUUCCAGGGUUACGGGCUAGAAGGCGCUCAACUACCAGGACUCCCGGCUUCGCCAGAUGUGACGGCGAAGUCUAAUAAACUGAAGCGAUCUCAGCCAUCACAAACUUUUUUGGCCCCCAAGGAUCCCUUUCAUCUAAAUUCUUUUAGCUCUACUAAGUUUGAGGAUGCACUUUCUUCUACCUUUAGUUCCCAAUACUCAGCCUCAUCUUCGAAGCAUAAGCCUCUAGCUAGGUCGUCUCGCUUGCAGGUACCAAAAUUUGACUAUACUGAUUCUGAACGGGGUCAUGAUUCGGAGCCCGAAAACGAGUCUGAGGACGAACUGAAUUUUGAUAUUCCCUUCAAGCGCCCAAGCGAGCACCGAUAUAGCUCUUGCGAUGAUAUACGGCACUAUGGAACCACUGCCCGACUGUUCGAGGAUGACGAUGAUGAUGACUUGCCCGACACAGCUGUGGUUGCGCGGCUGCUAAGGGAAGCCAAGUCGAAACAAAGGGCAAGCAGCGCCUCGUUACGCAAGUCGAUGGGAAAGGGCAAAGCGCCUGAUUUCCGCAUCCCUAGAAUCGAGCUUGAUGAUCAUUCAGAUAUUGGGUUUUGAAACCCGCCUAGAUCCAAAAUAGGAGUUGGCUAAGAAGCAAGCGAUAAAUAAAACGUUGGAUAGGCAUGCGGCAAGAGAUUCAUAAUAUCUGUUGUCCCUUUUCAUGCCUCACCACGAAGGCCGCGAGGCACCAGCAUAAUUUCCCACGUUAUGCAUACGAUUGUAAUGAUGGUUUAUCAUGUUUUAGAAAACUGUUUGGCGCAAACGGCGAUGAAGUUAAGUUGAGUUAUGUGGCACUGUACGCCCGGCGAGGCUUGAGCCCUAUUUUAUACCCCCAGAGUGCCGUUGACAGGAUAAGAUAGGAUAAAAUACCUAGGGUGAAUGAACAGACGGACGGAUCUACUAAUACAUGGUAGAUCCCAAUGGGAAAGGGGGUUGUCUUGUACCUUACAUGGUUGUCAUAGUCGAGGCAGGAUUCUAUUGUAGGUACUAAGGCAAACAGCACUUGCGUUAGGUUAUGUCUGGUUAGGUGGUUGAGAUAUCAUCCCGACUUGGCAAAAGACAUAAUACAUUAUCCCUUUUUAAAAGAUGCCAACGAUAGCGGUGCUGUUCGCUUUUUUUUUUUUUUUUUUUUU